This is a messenger RNA of Aspergillus alliaceus, 2331 nucleotides long. Its product is annotated as phosphofructokinase 2. Lineage: Eukaryota; Fungi; Ascomycota; Eurotiomycetes; Eurotiales; Aspergillaceae. The transcript is spliced from 3 exons. Gene Ontology annotation, molecular function: identical protein binding; fructose-6-phosphate binding; AMP binding. Bases 1 to 2331 code for a protein of 776 amino acids. Gene Ontology annotation, cellular component: cytoplasm; 6-phosphofructokinase complex; mitochondrion. Gene Ontology annotation, biological process: canonical glycolysis; fructose 1,6-bisphosphate metabolic process; fructose 6-phosphate metabolic process. The record is from RefSeq and is a predicted model, not a curated record.
AUGACCAACUCUAUAUUAGAUACUAGUUACUCCUCAAGGCGCAAGCCCCACCGCAUCGGUAUCCUGACAUCAGGAGGCGAUGCACCUGGGAUGAAUGGAGCGAUUCGCGCCGUCGUUCGCACAGCGAUCCAGAACGGCUGCGAAGCGUGGGCCAUCCAUGAAGGCUAUGAGGGGCUCAUUCAAGGUGGUGCGAUGAUGCAUCCUCUCCAUUGGGAAGAUGUUCGAGGCUUUCUGUCGCGUGGUGGGACACUCAUCGGCUCCGUACGUUGUGACCGUUUUCGCGAACGUGAAGGCCGUCUCCAAGCUGCCAGAAACAUGGUCCUCUUUGGCAUCGACGCCCUCGUAGUCUGUGGCGGAGAUGGAAGCUUGACCGGUGCAGACCUUUUCCGAUCUGAAUGGCCUGAGCUGCUCAAUGAGUUGGUAUCCACUGGUAUUUUGACAGUGGCUCAGGUCGCACCUCAUCAAAAUCUGAACAUCGUUGGACUGCUCGGCUCGAUCGACAAUGACUUUUCUGGCACGGAUGCCACCAUUGGGUGUUAUUCUGCGUUGACUCGGAUUUGUGAGGCGAUUGAUGCGGUGUUCGAUACGGCAUCUUCCCAUCGUAGGGGGUUCGUCGUUGAAGUCAUGGGCCGGCACUGUGGCUGGUUGGCAUUGAUGGCUGCCAUCGCCACUGGAGCGGAUUGGUUGUUUAUCCCAGAAAGGCCCCCGCGUGAUGGCUGGGAGGAUGAUAUGUGCUCGAUUAUCACCAAGAACCGCAAUCGUGGCAAACGUCGCACCAUUGUUAUCCUAGCAGAGGGGGCCCAGGACAGCAACUUGGAUCGUAUUUCGUCGUCCGCCGUUAAAGAAGUUCUGAGCAAGCGCUUAGGACUCGAUACCAGGGUUACUGUUUUGGGCCAUAUCCAACGGGGCGGAUCUCCAUGUGCCUACGAUCGCUGGCUGUCAACGCUACAAGGCAUCCACGCCGUCAAUGCGGUGCUGUCUAUGACCCCUGACACGCCUUCUCCGGUAGUCAUCAUCCGGGAGAACCGAAUCAAGACCUCCUCGCUGGCUGAAACCGUUGCUCUCACGAAAGAGGCCAACGCUAGUAUGCAUGCCAAAGAGUUUGAGAAAGCAGCGAUCCUUCGGGAUCCCGAAUUCUUGGAAUAUUACAGCGCUUACCGCCACUUGAACACGACUGAUCAUCCCAAGAUGCUCUUGCCCGAAGACAAGCGGAUGCGAGUUGCGAUCGUUCAUGUUGGCGCCCCAGCUGCAGGAAUGAAUCCAGCAACCCGCGCAGUAGUUGCCUAUUGUCUGUCUAGAGGACAUACCCCGAUCGCCAUUCACAACGGCUUCCCUGGCCUUUGCCGGCACCAUGCGGACACGCCUGGGUCUGUGCGCCCAAUGCACUGGCUGGAAUCGGGUGAUUGGGUCAACGAUGGAGGAUCAGAUAUCGGUACGAAUUCGGGGCUACCUUUGGACGAUAUGGAAACCACGGCUCAGUGUUUUGAACGAUAUAAGUUUGACGCACUCUUCGUCAUUGGAGGCUUUGAGGCAUUCACGGCCGUCAGUCAACUACGCAAGGCGCGUGAGCAAUAUCCCGCUUUCCGAAUUCCCCUCGUUCUUCUACCCUCAAGCAUGUCCAAUAAUGUCCCUGGCACGGAAUACUCGCUCGGAAGCGAUACUAGCCUGAACACUCUUGUUUAUUUCUGCGAUGUCGUCCGUCAAUCCGCAUCCUCCUCCGGUCACAGCGUGUUUGUGGUUGAAGCUCAAGGAGCCGAGUAUCAGGCGACGGCUGCUGCGCUGGCUGCAGGGGCCAUGACUGUAUAUACACCCGACCGAGGCAUCAGCCUUCAGAGUCUCUCCGGUGACAUCGAGUAUCUGCGCCAACAGUUCUCACAAGACCACGGCGCCAAUCGUUCCGGCAAGCUGAUCAUCCGCAACGACCAGACGUCCACCAUCUACAGCACGACAGAGAUCGCAAAUAUCAUCAAACACGAGGCCAAGAAUCGCUUUGAUGCGCAGGGUGUGGUGCCAGGACACUUCCAACAAGGCGGAAAGGUCUCCCCCAUUGAUCGAAUCCGCGCAUUUCGGUUGGCCGUCAAGUGCAUGGAACAUCUGGAGACUUUCGCUGGCCGGUCGCCAGAUGAGAUCAUGGGUGACGAGAACUCGGCUACGGUUAUCAGCAUCAAGCAAUCCCAUAUCCUUCUGCUGCCGAUGGGAGGUCCCGCUGGGGUCGAAGCCACAGACACCGAUUGGGAGCGACAGCGGCCGAAGACCCAGAACUGGUUAGAGAUUCAAGAAGCCGUGGAUUCCUUGUCGGGACGGUCUUCCAUACGUGUCAUUCCGAAUUGA